AUGCUUGAAGCUGCCACCAUCCUCGCUGGAAUUCGUCACGCUCGUCCCAGAGAUCCCUUUACUACUCCCACAAGGUCGCCCUCCGCCAUCAUCCCCUCGAUUGAGCAGGCCUCAUCGAGCGAUGUACCCUUUGGAGCCGCCCAUGCUGGAAACCCCUUUGACCCUCGCUCCACCGGAGCUUCUUCUCCGUCCGUUUCCCAUGGCUCUGGUCGCUCAGGUCUCAAGCUCAAACUGCGUUGCAUCCAAUCCGCCCUUCAUCCUUCACUCACUCCCAUUGCUGGCGCUGGCCAUAAGCACAAGAUCGAUCAACUCAGCACCCGCCCCGAAGACGACACCGACCCUGAGACUGACAUCAUGCCUCCCAAGUGUCGCAUGAAGCAGAACGUCCAAACUCCUCCCACCAACCCUCCGAUGCCCAUCUCCGCACCCGCCCUGAAGCGUAACAAGCGCAUUCUGGACCCGAAAAGGGCUGACCACGCAGUACUCAUCACCACCGCCACCAAGGCUGGCAGCGAGUACUACGAUUCGGGAGUGGACGACGUCGCUGGCGACGUCAAGGACACAACCAAGCCACGACUGUUCCGCAACGUCACCUGGGGCGAAUACGCCACCAGCUACGACGACGAAGACAACUUCAAGGCCAACCCGGACUUCACUCAAUUCGUUCCCGGCCGGUUCGAGCUUCUUGCCGACGGCACCGUGUUCGACCAGAAACACAAGCUGGUCGUCAAACUCCUCGACAAGAACGGCAAGAAGCGCAUCUUCACCAAUCCUCCCCCGCGCGACUGGGCUUUGCAGGAGGCCAUCACGGCGCUGAACAAGCGCACUGUUCAGCAGAUCCGGCGCAACACUAGCGUCCGGUUCCGUGAGGUCGUGCAGGCCUACGUGGCGGAGGAGCGGAAGUGGAUCCUCGCCAACCUUACCGCCGGCAAGCCCACCAAAGGGUGGAAGGCCUUCGUUGAGGCGUUCAACCAGACCUUCGGCGGCAAGGUUCUCGCGGGUACGGCCGGCGCUCGGCCAUUGAGGAGUCACUCCAGUCUCACCAAGGAGGUGGAGAGAUUUGGAGCUGACUUCUACAUGAAGGGUCGGGUGCCGGUGACGGCCAAGAAAGUGGCCAAGAAGGAGUGA
Messenger RNA from Alternaria rosae, 1128 nucleotides. RefSeq lists its product as uncharacterized. The coding region runs from base 1 to 1128 and encodes 375 amino acids. The transcript has a single exon. The record is from RefSeq and is a predicted model, not a curated record. Lineage: Eukaryota; Fungi; Ascomycota; Dothideomycetes; Pleosporales; Pleosporaceae.